Messenger RNA from Lolium rigidum, 1213 nucleotides. Its product is annotated as pentatricopeptide repeat-containing protein At4g21190-like. The transcript is spliced from 7 exons. Gene Ontology annotation, molecular function: protein binding. Bases 1 to 870 code for a protein of 289 amino acids. Lineage: Eukaryota; Viridiplantae; Streptophyta; Magnoliopsida; Poales; Poaceae. The record is from RefSeq and is a predicted model, not a curated record.
AUGGCAGGUUGGUGCAACAAGCACAGUGCCAGAGAUUUCUCCACAAAUGAUAAGAUUGCCAAUGGCCGUCGAGGGUAUCGGCAAACGGAGUUGAAGCCUAGUACUUCCCUGAAGGACAACGAUGCAAUCAUCGAUCGCAUACAAAAGAGCACAAGGGGGUUGAAACAAGGGCCGGUUGGCCACACCCUUUCAUCAGCAGAGAAAAGGAAAUUUCUUAUCAACACUCUACUUGAUCUUGAAGAUUCAAAAGAAGCUGUUUACAGCACCCUUGAUGCUUGGAUCGCCUUUGAGCAGGACUUCCCACUAGCCUCGUUAAAGCAAGCAAUUGUAGCCCUUGAAAAGGAGGAGCAAUGGCAUAGGAUUGUCCAAGUAAUUAAAUGGAUGUUGAGCAAAGGGCAAGGAAAUACGAUCAGAACAUACGAGCAGUUAGUGCGUGCACUCGAGAAGGACAACAGAGCUGAGGAAGCACAUAAAAUCUGGGUGAAGAAAAUAGCCCACGACCUGCAUUCAGUUCCUUGGCGUUUCUGCGGUCUUAUGUUGGCUAUUUACUACAGAAACAAUAUGCUAGAUAGGCUUAUCAAGCUCUUCCACACUCUUGAAGCAUGUGGUCGUAAAUGUCCUAGUAAAGAAUAUGUACGGAAAGUUGAAGUUGCAUAUGAAAUGCUUGGUCGAUUAGAGGAGAAGAAUGGUUUGCUUGAGAAGUACAAGGAUUUGUACAACAAGCCAUCGGAUAGUGAUAGGAAGAAAGGUCGACAAUUCAAGAAGGCUGAGAAGAAAUCUGCUGAGGGCAUGGAACAAUGCGAGGAAACAUAUGAAGAUCAACCGGUUAAGACUUGCACUUCAGAUAAGGAACCGGCUGCCAGCAGUUAGUCAAGAUACAAAAUGCAAUACUGGUGGCGUAGUUGGAAUUAGACAAGGAACUGAUGCAGCGGAUAGCCUAAUACUACUAACACUUCUGUACAACCGAUAUUCCGCUCCUAAUUGGAAGACAGCGCGGCGCAACACCUUCUUGUUUCUUAAAUAUCUGGCAUGAGGUUCUGAUUUACUUUGUGCUGCAUAGGAUAAGUAUUUGACAAGUGUUCGGCUGAAAAUUAUCAUAUCUGAAUAUUCUAACGAGUGGAUGUUUAGUGCUUGUUUAUUAGUCGAAAAAGGGCCUACAGUGAAAGACUUGUACUUGUGCAUCCAUCAUAAUUCGUACGCAGUUGUAACGUGG